Molecule: messenger RNA, 2988 nt
Organism: Salvelinus sp. IW2-2015
Lineage: Eukaryota; Metazoa; Chordata; Actinopteri; Salmoniformes; Salmonidae
Source: RefSeq, a predicted model, not a curated record
CCAGCAAAGCGAGCGGAUGAGAAAAGGAACGAGCGAGUGCAAGCGCUCGAAGUGGAUUGAGUGUGGACGGGAUUGAAGGAGAGACAUGACAAAACAUCAAGAGGGAAAGCACGCACUACCAUGCGAGCUAAAUUUGUGACCGCUGGAAUAGAGGAUGUCGGAUUAAUGGUGACUAUUAUAACCCGUUUUCGCAGAGGAAGCUUUUCGAUUGGGACUUUGGAAGAGAGAGGGGAAACAUGGCCGAAGGAGGGGCGGUUAAAGGUGGCGCAGAAUACACCGCCAAAUCGGCGGAGCAGGAAGAGCGGAUUCUGCCCCAGCCUCUGUCGGGAGCAGGCCACUGCAAGUGGUUCAAUGUUCGAAUGGGUUUCGGAUUUAUAUCAAUGACCAGCAGCGAGGGGAGCCCCCUAGACCUCCCUCUGGACGUAUUUGUCCACCAAAGUAAGCUGGUGAUGGAGGGCUUCCGCAGCCUGAAGGAGGGCGAGCAGGUGGAGUUCACCUUUAAGAAGUCCUCCAAGGGCCUGGAGUGCCUGCGGGUGACGGGGCCGGGCGGGGGACCGUGCGCGGGCAGCGAGAGGAGACCCAAAGGGAAGGCCACGCCCCAGAAGAACCGCAAACAAAAGGGUGACCGUCCUCUCUCCAGCUGUUAUAACUGUGGAGGUCUGGACCACCAUGCCAAGGAGUGUGGCCUGCCCCCCCAGCCAAAGAAAUGCCACUACUGCCAGAGCAUCAUGCACAUGGUGGCCCAGUGUCCCCAAAAGGCACUGGCACCCCCCACUGGCUCUCAGGACCCCCUGCACCCCUCUACCUCGACCGACCUGUACCCCCCCGGCGAGGAGGAGCGCUCGGGCUCAUCCCCCCUCGAUGGCCCCUCGUCCUCCCCGGAAGAGCCACCCCAGUCGCACUGUGGUGGCCCCCAGAGGUGGAGGAAAUAGGCGGGGAGAUGGGGAGAGGUGUACCCUGACCCUGACUCCCCUAACCUAAGGAACCACCAAAAUCCCACCCCUAAUCUACCUCACACUCGUGAAAAAAAUGGGAGGUAUAUUUUUGGGGGGACCAGCGAAGUUAUGGCAACGAUCACCGGGGUACGGAUUUGUGUGAAUGUGUGUGACUGACUUACUGGCUGUCAUCUGGUGGCAGCUAUGGCAACCAUCACUGGGGAUACGGACUCAUGUGAAUGACUGUGUGACUUCUCAAUCAGUGCAGCUCAAGAGACGAAAUGGUCUAAAAGAGAAACCAGGGUUAGGGUUAGGGGUUAGGGGUAAGGGUUAGGUGUUAGGGGUUAGGGUUAGGGUGAUUGUGAACCUGAGUUAGAUGACUGGUGUCAUCCGUAAAUCUUUGUGUGGUAGUUUCUGAAUAGAACUCGGUUUCCUUUUAGAUUUUGGUUCACGUGUUACAUAUUAUAUUAUUAUUCUAAACAUCAUGAUGCCUCUUUUUUAGCAUUAAGACUUUUAAAAAAGGCCUUGAUGUAGGCCAGUGUUUCCUCAUCGCGGAUAUUUGAGUUUUUGCCCUCGCAGUAACACACUUGAUUUAACUUAUCGCCAAGCCUUUGAUUAUUUACAAUCAGGUGUGUUAGUGACACAUCAACAACUCAAAUGUGUACCCCUUUGACUCCCCGGGACCAGGAUUGCAAAACACUGAUUGGUCCUCUAUAAAAUAGAACCGCAAAAAAUCUGAAUCCAAAUGAUGCUUUAGUGUGACCUAUUGAUCAGUGCUGGCUCGAGCACCAUGGAUACCAGGGUGAAAGGUUGGAAAGAGGAUGGGGGGGGGGUGUAGGACACUGAUUCAAUAACCCUUGUGGUCAUGUGCAACGCUCUGCUUUACAGAAACAGAACUGGACCAACUGCCUGGGGGGGAAGCAAUGGUUGCAAUGGCUUCAUAAGAACCAGGAACUGGUUGUAUGGUUGUGUGUGUGUGUGUGGCAUAGCCUGGUGCAGUGGAGUCACCUUUGCUGUGUACUUCCCCAGAGGGUAGAUUUUGGCACAAGACAUCAUUGCAACCAGUUUUCUGCUGCGAAAAGAAGCCUAACUGUCACUCCUGAACCACAGAAGAUGAGCUUUUCUAGUUCAGUGGUACUAACAAUUGACUGCAGAGUGCUAGCGGGGGAAUAGUAUUGAAUCCAGGCAUGUGUGCACACUUGCUUGUGUGCGAGUGGGGUUGUUAGGAACGUGUGAGAGACGUUGUUCCUUUCCUAAAACACAACAGUGGCGGACGAGAAGUUUGAUCCGGGCUUUGAGAUUGGGGCCAACCUCUAGUCGACUUGAUAUGAACAAUUCUGUUUCAUGUAAUCCUAGAAAGACAUGCCUUAGAAAAAGUGUUUUAUCACUCGAGACCUUGCCUGGCUACCCAGACUCCUUGAUCUGGCUAAACGCUAAGCCACGCUCACAGACGUUAAUUUCUUCUCCGCAUUGAGUCUGGAUCUGAGUACCUCCCAGACCCUUCACCGAAUGCCAACACAUUCGAGGCCAUCUGAUUGGUCCAGGAACCGAUGGUUUGGGCCAGAGCUAGAACAAACAUGGGUAAAAGCGGCGGUUUGAAAAGGUGUUAUUGGCUUUGAUACUCUGAUUGGUUAGAGACGAUCCAAUUGAUGUUGACUUUGUUUUGUACCAAGCCCCUCGUGUCCCUCGUCACCACAAAAUCUUAAAUGACGGCAGACUAAAGUAUGUAGCGAAUGAGAGAGCAGAAGAAGAAUUUAGUGUGAGUUGUUAGGCUACUCGAGUCCGGUCUCCAGACCACAUAUUGAGUGUCUCGGGCUUGUCUUGGAUACAUUUUAACUCUGUCUUGACUGUUUUGACUCAGUCUCGGACAAUGAGGACUCGUAAAAAAAAUCUGAAUUAUCAGCCCCCGUUCAGUCAAUGCUUCACAAUGCCAAAUAUUCACACUCCUUUUAUAACACCUUUGAUACUUACUCAUAACAACACUGUCCUUUACUACAGUGCAUUUGGAAAGUAUACAAACCCCUUGAAUUGUUCCACAUUUUGUUACGUUACA